AUGGCUGAUGAUGUUUUAGAGACUGUUUUGUCAUAUCUCCCAAUCAAAAAACUUUUCGGCCUCGCCGUUUUAUCUACGCGUUAUAGAUAUUCGUGGAAAUUCUGCCGCGAUCUCGCAUUCGACCGGAAUUUUGCUAGAAAUUUGUCGAAAAACGAGUUCAAAAGCAUCGUCAAUAAAUUUUUUCAAAACCAUUUAAAUUCCAAUGCCGAUCGAUUCUGUUUGUACUUUGAUCCGACCAACGAUACAAGCCUCAUUGUUGACUGGAUACGAAAGGCUGUUGGUUUAAGAAUAAAAGAACUCCAACUCGAUUUCACUCAAUCGAGAAGAAACUUUAUGCUCAGCUGUGACUUAAUAAACGUAUCAAGCAUAAGAAUCAUGAAACUCGUCUGUUGCGAGCUCCAUAAUUCCUCGCUUGGCUUAAAUGGUUUGUGCAAUUUACGCGAGUUAACUCUUCAAAAUGUGAGAGCUCGGCCAGCCGUCAUCCAAUCGAUGUUUACAAAUUGUUUGGCUUUGAGGGCCGUUCGAUUUGUAAACUGUAACUUAACUUCUAAUCUCAAGAUUUCGGCUCGAAAUUUGCGGAGUUUUAAUCAUUUGGUUGUGAAAUAUUGUGUUGAUGUCGAGUACAUUACUCUCGAUGCCCCGACUCUUUGUUCCUUUUAUUAUCAUGGAAAAAUUUGUGAGUUCAAAAUCGAGAAAGAUAUUUCACGGUUGAAUGAUGUUGUAUUUGACAUCUCACAUCCCAGAGGAUUUCAACACGUCCGUUUAAUGAAAGACGCAUUGGGGUUGUUAGGUCCCAGGUUCGAUGGAAACGAAUACAAGGAAAUCGACUUUCACCUUUGGCAGUUAAAGGAAUUCCACUUGACUGUGACACCAGAAAGUUACCUUAACCCAUCUGAUAUUGCUAGUUUCCUCAAGAAGUGUCCUUAUGUAGAACGAACUUUCAUCGAGAGUAUCUAUUGGGACAUGCACGGGAGGGAAUAUUUGAUCGAAUGUGAUACGGUAUUUCCACUUCUGAAAUGUGUCGAGUUGAAGGGCUUCGUGAUGAAUGAUCCACAAGCGAUGAUGGCGAAAUUCUUUCUACAACGAGCCGUAAAUCUCCAGUACUUGGUUCUUGUGAAAGCCAGAAAUUUUGAGUUUUCGAGGAAUUUUACGGCAGAUUGUCUUAACUGGGGAAUAAUGUCCGGUGCAAAAAUAGCGAUUUAUGAUUAUCGUAACGAUAUGAGUAUUUUACAUCCGGCGCAUUUGAAGGACGUGUACUGA
Messenger RNA from Striga hermonthica, 1260 nucleotides. Lineage: Eukaryota; Viridiplantae; Streptophyta; Magnoliopsida; Lamiales; Orobanchaceae. The record is from the annotation of a GenBank genome assembly.